Paramecium octaurelia is the source of this 657-nucleotide messenger RNA. Lineage: Eukaryota; Ciliophora; Oligohymenophorea; Peniculida; Parameciidae. The record is from the annotation of a GenBank genome assembly.
AUGAAUCCAUUCACUAUUGAUAAUUCAAUACCACCACUUAAAAGAGUCAAAGAAAGACUAGUAGGAGAUGCAAUACUCAAAGUAAAUCAAUGGAAAAUGAUUCUCUUAAAUGGGAUUCCUUAAUCUGAUGGCAGUACAAUGAGAUUAACCCUCAAUAAAGCAGCAGAGAUAAUAGGAAUUCCUAAAAAAAGUUUAGAGGAUUAUAAUCAACUAUUUAAAAAAGUUACAUUGCUGACAGAUGUAAACCAAUUUGCAAAUGAAAAAAUGGGAGUACUUAGAAAUUACUUAAGAAAAAAUUCGAAAAGACUCAAAAAAAUAUUAAAAAGUUAGAAAGUCUAAGAAAAUAUAAAAACAAAAUAAAAAAAUAAAAAUUUAGAUAAUUAUGUUCAUCAAUGUCAAUCAGAUAUGAUUGGUGAAUGCUAUAUCAAAUAGGAUGAAGAAAUAUAUGAAAUUGGAUAGUAGUCUAUGUCAAAUUAAUCAAUUUUUUAAAAAUAAGAUGAAACUUCAAUGAUAAAAUUAGAAGAAGAUUGUAAUAUGUUCAAUGAAUUUGAAAAAGAUUAUGAAUCUGAUUUAGAAAGCAAUCCAUCCCCUCUUGGUGUAAGUUUUAUCUUCAGAAAUAAGUAAACAGAGUAUCAUCAACAUUUUGAAUAAUUUUGA